AUGGAUGUCACGCCGGGCCCCGUGGCCGCGGUGGUGGGGACGGCGGGCGUGGGGACGGUGCCGGAGGUGACGGCCGGGGCGCUGUGUGGUGUGCCGGGGGCGGCCGUGGUGACCCUGAGUGUGGUGGCGUCCCGGGUGGCCUGGGACGCGGGGGGCGUGGGCAGGGUGGCCGUGGUCGCGGAGGCGGGGGCCGAGGUGGCGGGGCCAGGGCUGGUGUCAGAGGUGGCCCCGGUGGGCGGGGCGGAGCUGGCAGGCGCGGGGAGGGAGGUGGUGUGGGUGGCAGGGGUGCCGCUCGGGGAGCCGGACCCAGGGCUGGUGCUGGAGGUCCAGGCGGGGGCGGGCAGCGUGGUGGGGGCCGGCGGGGAGGACCCCGGGCCGCUGGUGGAGGACGUCAGGGUGUGGGCGGCCACGGGCGUGGAGGUGGUGGUGGGUGCCGGGGACGGGGCCGUGUGGGUGGGCGUGACGGCUGUGGUGAGGGAAGGCGGAGACGUGAUGCGGGUGGUGAUGGCGGGAGAGCCGGGGGAGAGGUCAGUGGCCGGGGUGGCGGAGGUGGGGCGCGGCGGAGCGGAGCUGGAGCCGGCCGCCACCGCCGAGGUGGCACUCGGGGCCUGGGUGGCCCGGGUACCGGCGGUCGGGGCGGGAGAGGAGCCCCCGGAGGAGGUCCCCGCGGGGCUGGUGGAGAGGGAGGGCGCGGGGGUGCUGUGGGUACUGGUGAACAUGGAUGUCACGCCGGGCCCCGUGGCCGCGGUGGUGGGGACGGCGGGCGUGGGGACGGUGCCGGAGGUGACGGCCGGGGCGCUGUGUGGUGUGCCGGGGGCGGCCGUGGUGACCCUGAGUGUGGUGGCGUCCCGGGUGGCCUGGGACGCGGGGGGCGUGGGCAGGGUGGCCGUGGUCGCGGAGGCGGGGGCCGAGGUGGCGGGGCCAGGGCUGGUGUCAGAGGUGGCCCCGGUGGGCGGGGCGGAGCUGGCAGGCGCGGGGAGGGAGGUGGUGUGGGUGGCAGGGGUGCCGCUCGGGGAGCCGGACCCAGGGCUGGUGCUGGAGGUCCAGGCGGGGGCGGGCAGCGUGGUGGGGGCCGGCGGGGAGGACCCCGGGCCGCUGGUGGAGGACGUCAGGGUGUGGGCGGCCACGGGCGUGGAGGUGGUGGUGGGUGCCGGGGACGGGGCCGUGUGGGUGGGCGUGACGGCUGUGGUGAGGGAAGGCGGAGACGUGAUGCGGGUGGUGAUGGCGGGAGAGCCGGGGGAGAGGUCAGUGGCCGGGGUGGCGGAGGUGGGGCGCGGCGGAGCGGAGCUGGAGCCGGCCGCCACCGCCGAGGUGGCACUCGGGGCCUGGGUGGCCCGGGUACCGGCGGUCGGGGCGGGAGAGGAGCCCCCGGAGGAGGUCCCCGCGGGGCUGGUGGAGAGGGAGGGCGCGGGGGUGCUGUGGGUACUGGUGAACAUGGAUGUCACGCCGGGCCCCGUGGCCGCGGUGGUGGGGACGGCGGGCGUGGGGACGGUGCCGGAGGUGACGGCCGGGGCGCUGUGUGGUGUGCCGGGGGCGGCCGUGGUGACCCUGAGUGUGGUGGCGUCCCGGGUGGCCUGGGACGCGGGGGGCGUGGGCAGGGUGGCCGUGGUCGCGGAGGCGGGGGCCGAGGUGGCGGGGCCAGGGCUGGUGUCAGAGGUGGCCCCGGUGGGCGGGGCGGAGCUGGCAGGCGCGGGGAGGGAGGUGGUGUGGGUGGCAGGGGUGCCGCUCGGGGAGCCGGACCCAGGGCUGGUGCUGGAGGUCCAGGCGGGGGCGGGCAGCGUGGUGGGGGCCGGCGGGGAGGACCCCGGGCCGCUGGUGGAGGACGUCAGGGUGUGGGCGGCCACGGGCGUGGAGGUGGUGGCGGAGACGUGA
This is a messenger RNA of Sus scrofa (pig), 1872 nucleotides long. NCBI's taxonomy places the organism in Eukaryota, Metazoa, Chordata, Mammalia, Artiodactyla, Suidae. The record is from RefSeq and is a predicted model, not a curated record.